This is a messenger RNA of Stegostoma tigrinum, 3852 nucleotides long. RefSeq names its product sodium-coupled monocarboxylate transporter 1-like. Gene Ontology annotation, molecular function: symporter activity. The transcript has 18 exons. Bases 84 to 1928 code for a protein of 614 amino acids. Lineage: Eukaryota; Metazoa; Chordata; Chondrichthyes; Orectolobiformes; Stegostomatidae. Gene Ontology annotation, biological process: transmembrane transport; sodium ion transport. The record is from RefSeq and is a predicted model, not a curated record. Gene Ontology annotation, cellular component: membrane.
UGCCUCAUAAGAUCAUGGACUUUUGAUCGGAUUCUACCUCUGAUCAGUGCUUCUCAGGUUUUACCUCAGGAGAAGAAGCAAAUAUGUCUGUGAAAAAUAGUCUGCAAGUCUGGGAUUAUGUUGUGUUUGCCACUAUGCUCGUUGCAUCUGCCGCAAUAGGGAUUUACUUUGCCUUUAGGCCUGGGAGGAUAAAGGGAAAAACUACAGAAGAAUUCCUAAUAGGGAGCAGACAAAUUUCUGCAUAUCCAAUUGCGCUUUCAUUGGCUGCUAGCUUCUUAUCUGCUAUAACUGUGAUUGGAGGUCCUGCAGAGGUAUACAUAUAUGGGAUAAUGGUUCUGCUGUACAACUUUGCUGCAUUCCUUACAAUUAUACUCACUUGCCUGAUCUACAUUCCUCUUUUCUACAGAUUAAACAUAAUUAGCACAUAUGAGUACAUCAGCAGAAGAUUUGGUUUAGCAGUGAAGUAUCAAGUUGUUUCUUGCUUCUUGCUAUACAUGUUCAUUUAUCUUGGCAUUGCUACCUAUACGCCUGCAAUAGCACUCAGUGAAGUUACUGGGAUCAACUUGUGGAUUUCCAUCAUCACCACGGGUUGUGUGUGCACAUUAUAUACAACACUAGGUGGUAUUAAAGCUGUUGUCUGGACAGACGUGCUACAAAUCUGCAUAAUGGUAGCUGGCCUCCUUGCUUUGCUGAUUCAGGGAUUAAUUAAGGUUGGAGGGAUUGGAAAGGUUUGGAGAACUGCAGAACGUGGUGGGCGCCUAAAUUUUUUUGACUUUGAUCCUGAUCCGAGGAAAAGACAUACAUUUUGGAGCACAGUACUAGGAGGCACAUUUGUAUGGGUUGCAUUAUACAGUUCCAACCAAGCUCAGGUACAAAGAUACCUGGCCUGCAAGAGUGAGAAAGAGGCAAAAAAGGCAAUAUUGCUAAACUGGUUUGGUAUGCUUGGAGUAACCAUUACGGCUUGUAUGUGCGGUUUAAUCAUGUAUGCAGUUUACGAAACUUGUGAUCCAUUGAAGGCAAAAAGAGUCAGCAAUAGUAACCAGCUUACACCACUUCUGGUUUUGGAUAUCUUGUCUCACAUGCCUGGAGUUCCUGGGCUUUUUAUUGCCAGUGCCUUUAGUGGCACUUUGAGCACAAUCUCCUCGGGCAUCAAUGCUAUGACUGCAGUCUUGGUGGAAGAUAUUAUAAAACCAAACUGGAGAUCAUGGGACCAUCUUUCUGAUGAUAGGAAGACACUGAUCUCAAAGUUUCUAGCUAUGGCAUUCGGGGUUUUGACAAUGCUUCUUGCAGGCUUAACUUCUCUCUUAGAUGAAAAUGUAAUGCAGCUAAUCCGAAGUAUUGAUGGACUAUUCCUAGGACCUCUGUUGGGUAUAUUCACUUUAGCAGCUUUAUUUCCAAAUGCCAAUAGCAAGGGAGCAUUUGUGGCUAUGCUGUUUAGUUCUGCCUUGAAUUUGCUUUUGGGAAUUGGCUCCCAGGUGUACCCACCUACUGCGAAAUUUACAAAGAAGCUGGAGACAUCAGGAGCGGGUUGCCAUCUUUUUAAUAUCACUAUAUCAAGCUCCACCAAUGUGACAUCUUUACUCACAACCAUAGAAACACCUGCAGCACCAAAUAAAACGAACAGCCUAUUUGAAGAUAUAUUUUCCAUAUCCUAUGGAUACUACACCCCACUUGGAUGCCUAACUGCAGUUAUGAUAGGUUUGCUAGUCAGUAUGGUUACUGGAGGAGCUAAAGACAUCGAUAAGACUCUUAUUGCUCCUAUAGUCCAUACCAUUCACAAGUUCAUAUCCAAAAAGGAGCAAGCUGCACCAGUGCCUGAAUCUGGUAUACAGCUAUUGGAAACCACUCCUGAAAAGUUCUCCAAUACCGAUCGUCAUCCUUCUAAUUUGCAGAGUGAAAAGUUCCUUACUCCAUCCCCUGGUAACUGAAUAAGUAUUGAAAAAAAAACGAACUAUUAGUGGUGGUUAAAGAUUGAAUUUUCGUAGAAACAUUAAGAUGCAAGAUGUGGAAUUUUCUCAGAAACAAUCCUUGUCAGAAUACAAUUAUCUAUAAAUUGAUUAAAACUUGUUGGAAACUUGCUAAAUUUAUAGAAAAUAAUUGAUCAUUUUCAAUUUACAAUGAUGUAAUAUUUAAUCUUUAUUAGUCAAUAACUUUCUCAAAAUAUUACCCCAUGAUUCUUUAUGAAAACCAAAAUGUCUUUUCGUUAUAUAGUUUGUGAAAUUUUUCAUCAUGUGUGCGAUUCUUAUUCCUGACUCGCAAGUUGCAACAGUAAUUUUGCAUUCCAUAUUGGACAUAAAUAAGAAUGUAAACUGAAAUAAAUGACCCUCUAUGUUGGAGUAUUAAUAUCAUGGCGAUAUAAACAAAAUAAUGACAACUCAAUGAUAACCAGCAUUUAAUUUGAACAGAGUUGGAUUGUAACAGUCGCAACCCUAUUUUUACCUCUUUUGUUGUUCCAGUAUGACUAAAAACCAAUCAUCUAUUGUAUGAUUGAUGUCUGCCUUUUGAUAUGAACUGUGCUAUGUGUUUCUAUACAACCAACUUAAUAUUAUUUCAAUUUGCAAUAACAACAUAACAUGAAAUUAUGACAUUGUUGAUAGUGAGAGCUGGCCUACUCUAUCUUAAAUAUAAACGUGUGAAAGCCAAACGUAAGAUCAUAGUCAUGUCCUAUAGGAUAUAAGCUCCAACUAAAUACUGACUCCAUCAUUUGGGUUCUCUUUUCAUAGUCCUCAAAAUGGUUAGCCGGGAUUGGUAGAAUCAAUAUUGAAGUAAUUAAAACAUGAAUACUUUAAAAAUGGGGUGAAUAUUGAGUUCUGUUCUUGUAAAAUAUCAAUCUCACUAAUAGGUGCAAGAACUUGCAAGUAUUCAUAAAUCAACAUGUAAUUAGUUAUUGGGGAAUGUUUCAAAAGAUAUAUAUGUGCAAUUUCUGAUAUUUUACAUAAUUUGCAAGCAUUAGAUUGAAAGAAAUGUUAGUUGUUUCAUACAAAUGGUGCAAUCUGUGAAGAGAACAUAAGAAAGGCAAAAUUGAUUUUAACCUUGGUUAAGCCAGAUGAAAUUUAAGAUGCUGGAAUAAAAAUUCUGCGGAUUUGGUGCAGCAAAUACCAAUGCUAGUGCAUUCACUUUUUAGAGUUUCUGAUGUAGCAAGCCUAAUGUUAUAAUUCAGUCAUAAGGUUGAAGUCCUGGGUCAACUCUACAUGAUUAUUUCAAAGAAAUUCAAACAAUUUCAAAGCAUUCGCACCAUCUCAGACUGAAAUGACUGAAUAAUCAUUCUCUUCACAAAAUAACCACACAACCAAAUAUCAUUUGUUCCGCAACGCAAGCUGCAAAACCAGUUUACCUCAUCACAACUAAUGUAAGAUUGUCUUCCAGUUCAGAGAAUAAUGGCACUUGUUGCAUAUUGUUAUUCACCAAAUCAAUUCUACUUUAGAGAUGUCUGUCUAUUUCUCUGAAUUAAUACACUGGGGCUUCUCGAUAUCAAUCUUUAUUCCAGUUUAUCAUGAUCAUUAGUUUAAAAUUGGAUAUAGAGUCCCUCAAAUUCUAAGAGACAGAACCAAAGUUGAACAGACCAAAGACUUGGUUCAUCCUUUUUAGUGCAAGGCCUACUGUUGUAUGUGCCCAUCAGUAUCAGUACAGUGAGUGACUAAACCAGAAACUUCACAACCAGAAAGGAGACCUCCGCCUGGGGGAAACUGGCAUGCUAUCCCAGUUUAAUUAUUUUGUAACUGACACGUAUCAGCUUUCUGUUUUGGAUUGAAUUGUUUUUGAUUAGAUUUGAAUUUGCUGUUAAAUACAUUGGUCAUUCAUGUGACCUUAUAUGUUGAUCAAUGAAUAUAUUCCUGCAAAUAAAUAACUUCA